This is a messenger RNA of Clonostachys rhizophaga, 600 nucleotides long. The record is from the annotation of a GenBank genome assembly. NCBI's taxonomy places the organism in Eukaryota, Fungi, Ascomycota, Sordariomycetes, Hypocreales, Bionectriaceae.
AUGUCGCUUCCGCAGCAGAAGAGCAUCGCUGUUGUCCAUACACAUGUCUGGAAUAUGGACGGCCUCAUGACGGCUCCCGGCCCAAGCGUUAAGAGGCGGAGCAGCCGGAGAAAGCGGUGUGCAGAUUGCAGAGCUGGAGAAUCUGCCCUCAGCGGAUCUUGUGUUCUUCAUACAUCAACCCACAAUGCCAACAGAGAAAGACGGUCUGAGGUGAACUGGAGCCAUCUACACCUUCUCAGCCAGGAUGAUUUCCAGACUUCCCCAUCAAUCAGUUCUGAAGGAUCCAGUCCUUCGGAGGCUUCGUUAGCCUGCGAAGAGAUGAAAUUAACGACGAGAUUUCUAUUUUCCGGUAUUCGAACGACAGAGAGCGAGUUAGAAUCUAUCUUGGAAGAUUUAUCUGGUAGCCCCAACAAAGCGGAAAGGCCGGAACCAUCCCCAUUGGACGGCGGUUAUUCAGAUACAGAGCAAAGGGAUGAAGAACGAAAGGAAGAGUACACGGAGGAGGCCUAUCGAGGGUUUGAGACUUGGAUAUUGGGCUCAUACGAGCAAAUGUUUUGCUUCGCCCGGGGCGAUUGCUCUGGGUCGCAAAUAUAUGAUUAA